Diaporthe amygdali is the source of this 1077-nucleotide messenger RNA. RefSeq names its product D-isomer specific 2-hydroxyacid dehydrogenase. Lineage: Eukaryota; Fungi; Ascomycota; Sordariomycetes; Diaporthales; Diaporthaceae. Gene Ontology annotation, molecular function: NAD binding. The transcript has 3 exons. The record is from RefSeq and is a predicted model, not a curated record. The coding region runs from base 1 to 1077 and encodes 358 amino acids.
AUGGCCUCUCAUGACGUGUUGCUAAUCCUUACCGCCACCGACCGCGAUGAGCAAUGGGAACAAAACCUAUUAGAAAGACUUCCCGGAAAACUCCAAGUCAAAUGGGAGAAUCUUCGCACCUCUGACGGCUCGAUGAAAAAUGUGAAGGACUUGGAUCGCGGGAUUUUCGAAGACGUCACCAUCCUAUUCACAUACGCGCCCGUCCCGGUAGAGUGGAUCCCCAAGGUCCGAUUUGUCCAGCUGAGCAGUGCUGGCUCGGACCUGUGGGCUCAACAUCCCAAGUUUUUGGAUAGUGGCGUGAAGUUCGCGACAACAAGCGGCUCUACUGCCCCGCAGAUCGCGGAAUGGGUCAUCGCCGCUUGGCUCAAGUUCCAACAUUACUUUGCCGCGUACGAACAGUUCCAACGCGAAUGCAGCUGGCGACCCGAAUUCACACGGCAGAUCGAGGACUCGGUGGGUCUUCGUGUUGGUAUUCUAGGAUAUGGUGCCAUUGGGCGUCAAGUCGGUCGGCUCUGCCGGGCAUUGGGCAUGGAACUGUACGCAUUUACAGCCAACGAGCGACCAAGCGUAGAGUCCCGCCGUCAUCGCGGCUUCAAUAUUCCGGAUCUGGGAGAUGCAAACGGCGAGCUCCCAUCGAAGUGGUUCCACGGAAAGACCAAAGAGGCGUUGAACGAUUUUCUCUCUCAAGGCUACGAUUUACUCAUCAUAUCUCUGCCUCUAACCAAGCUCAGUGAGAAGCUCAUUAGUGUGGAGCAGUUUAAUUUACUUAGCAAGAGGAAGACCUUUGUGGUCAACGUUGCGCGUGGCCCCAUUGUCGACCAGGACGCGCUGAUCCAGGCUCUCGAGACGGGCUUGAUCCGAGGCGCGGCGCUGGAUGUCACGGACCCCGAGCCACUGCCUGCUGAGCAUCCAUUAUGGAAGGCCAAAAACUGCAUGAUCACGCCUCAUGUCAGUUGGUUGUCGACACACCAGCUUGGGCGGAUAAAAGGGAUCCUGGCGGACAACUUGGAAAGGUUGUAUAAGGGAGAGAAGCUAAUGAAUGAGCUGACAUAUGAGACAAGAACACACCACGAGUGA